AUGAGGAGCAAGGACCGCCUCGAGGAGUUGAGGCAUCUGGCGAGCAGCGCGGGCGUCUACCACGACACGGUGGUGUCGGUGGACGCGGGCAAGGCGGCCGAGCACCAAGCUGACAUCGACGACCUCUUCAAAGAGGUAGAGGAAAUUCGGGGCUGGAUCCAUGACGUGAAUCACAACACACAACUCAUCCGGCGACUGCACUCGGACCCCACAUAUCAUACAAACAAACAGUUGCAGGAGCAGCUGGAGUCAGUGGUGCUGCAGUCGAACGCGGCGGCGAUGCGCGUGUGUGGCGCGUUGCGAGGUCUGGGGGCGCGCGCGGGGUCGGGUGCAGUGGCGGGCGGUCGCGGCACCGCUGGCCGCAUGGCGCGCCUGCAGUACUCCACCACGCGCCGCCUCUACGCCGACGCUCUUGACGCCCACCACCACGCACUGCACCUCCUCAAGGACCACCAACUACGUCUAUUGCAAGAUCAGAUCAAACUCACGAAUCUCACAAUAUCAGACGAAGAAUGCGAACAUCUCUUAGAAUCCAACAACAUAUGCCUAUUUGUCGAUAAUCUGCGCGCGGAGACGGCGGAGGCGCGGCUGGCGCUGCGCGAGGCGGAGGCGCGGCGCGAGGAGCUGGUACGCGUGGAGGCGUCACUGGCCGCCGUGCGCGAUCUGUUCCUGCAGCUCGCGCAUCUCGUCGCCGCACAGCAAGAACAAAUCGACACCGUAGAAUACUACGCGUUGCAAGCGAGCGAGCAUGUAGAGACUGGUGGCCAGCAUCUGCUCAAAGGCACUGUUAGUAGAAGAAAAGCUAAGAAGAAAAAGUUGGGUGUCAUUAUUUGCCUGACGGCAGGUAUCCUCAUAGUGCUGCUGGUGCUUGUCGGUACG
Molecule: messenger RNA, 879 nt
Organism: Brenthis ino (lesser marbled fritillary)
Lineage: Eukaryota; Metazoa; Arthropoda; Insecta; Lepidoptera; Nymphalidae
Source: the annotation of a GenBank genome assembly